CAGCCUUCACUAAAUAGUCAGAAUUCUGGUCGAGCCUUUAACGGGUCGUUCCGAGUGGCCUUCCCUCCAAUGCCCAGCUGUAGUGAGGUUCCCUGAACCAUGAAGAAAAUUAUUGGUAUCGUCGUCUUCCUGACUUGCAUUGGUUUGAGCCAUGCUGUUACCUGUUAUGUCUGCAGCGGCACUGGUCAGUGUGCCGACCCUUUUGAUCCGUCGGCCCCUGGUAUCAUUGCUUACGAGUGCAGUUAUGGAUACAUAUGUGCGAAAAUUUCAGUUGUUGGGCCAGGUCAACUGGACCAGGGCGUAACCAGGGGAUGCGCCUCAAGAGGCACUUGUGAAAAGGGCGGCAUAGUCGAUGAUUGCAUCAAAGAGUAUUAUGGUAAUCAAAGAGCAGUCGGUUGUUGCUGCACUACUUCUCUGUGUAACGCUGCAAUCGCUAAUGAGGUCAACCUCGUUACCAUUGUCGCCAUGUUGGUGGUCACUGGCUGGUUUGUUUAG
Molecule: messenger RNA, 495 nt
Organism: Acanthaster planci (crown-of-thorns starfish)
Lineage: Eukaryota; Metazoa; Echinodermata; Asteroidea; Valvatida; Acanthasteridae
Biological process (GO): regulation of synaptic transmission, cholinergic; sleep; positive regulation of voltage-gated potassium channel activity
Source: RefSeq, a predicted model, not a curated record